Messenger RNA from Lagopus muta (rock ptarmigan), 1672 nucleotides. RefSeq names its product dendrocyte expressed seven transmembrane protein (gene DCSTAMP). The transcript is spliced from 5 exons. The record is from RefSeq and is a predicted model, not a curated record. Lineage: Eukaryota; Metazoa; Chordata; Aves; Galliformes; Phasianidae. Gene Ontology annotation, cellular component: membrane. The coding region runs from base 145 to 1563 and encodes 472 amino acids.
CAAAAGCAAGAAGCACGGCACUUAGAAGAUCCUUCAUGCACUUUACAGGAAGUUAGAAGCUAAGAAUGUGAACACAAGAAAUGGCAAGCUACUAAGGAAACCCUGAGUUUGAGCCUGUUCAGUGUCAGCAACAAUCAGAAGAAAAUGGGAGCAUUUGCCUUGGCAGCCCAGAAAGCCUGGGGAGUGUUUGUGUCAGAAAGGAGGCUUGGCUGGAAGUACCUGAUACAGCUUUUUGCCAUUUGCUCUGCAGUUGGCUUCCUCUUAAGCGCUCUCCUCUUUCUUAGCAUCCAUGUCUCCUUGGAACAGCAGUCCACGGGACUCUUGCUGCUUUGUGGCCUUGUCUGGGUCUCACUCUCCAUCGCUCUUUGCUUCUCCAAGCACCUGCGCUGCUUCAGUGCCCUAUUCCUUCUCUCCUGUGGGCUGCGGGAGGGAAAGAAUGCUCUCCUUACUGCUGGUACAGGUGUUGUGGUAGCUGGCAACAUCCAAAGCAUUUUCCACAACCUAAAGGUUCUGACAGACAGCAUAACCUGCCAUUUAGAGUAUGAGAAAUUUGACUUGAUAAAAUAUUACAUUGAGGCUGUAAAAUGGAUUUACGAGAUGGCCAAUCUUCCUACCAACGCACUUUCUGUGACAAUAAAGCAUGAGUUUACACCAUCUUACUCAAUUUCGGAUGAUACACUGAAACAAGAGCUGAAUGACACAAAACAAGAAAUCCAGAGAGUUGCUAACCAGAUAUCUUUUAUGCUGAAUAUAUUGCCCUGUAUAGGCCAGAAAGUAUUGCCCAUAGUGGGGAUUCUUUUAGUUUGUUUUGGAACUGUGCUUUUUAUCAAACAUUUUGUGGGCUCUCAUAAUGCCAAGUUUAAGAAUACUUAUAUCACAAAACGGUUCAUCACAUUUGAUGAGCAUCAAAAGCAACAGCAAAGGCCAUGUCUUCUGCCACUUAACAAAAAGGAAAGAAAGAAUUACGUGACAAUCCCAUCUUUCAGCUUCACAAGGAAGGAGAGAAAACAGAUGCAGCAUUUUUUUCUCCCUGUAUUUAUUCAUCUUUGUGUCUGGCUUCUGUUUGCUGCAGUAGAUUAUUUGUUUUAUUGGCUAAUCAUUUAUGUGAAUAAACAUCUCCAAGAAUUACCAGAUCUGGAGAUUCAACUCAGACUUUCUCAGCAAAAGAAUAGUCUUAUCAUUGUCAUGAACGAGCAUAUUGCAAAGAAUGAUCUUUUGAAGAUCUCUUUGUUUAAGAAUAACUGCAUCCCUCAGCCAGAAUUCCACCUCUCCACGACAUGGCUCCAGCUUGGAAUAAUCAUCUUCUUCUUAAUCAUUUUUGGGUUAUCCUCUGGCCUCUUGACCCAGCUUAAAAUACUUGUGUCAAAUUCAUUUUAUCCUGACGUGGAGACAAAGCGGAUACAAUAUUUACAUGCAAAAUUACUCAAGGAAAGAGCAAAGAUACAACAGAAAGCUGUCAAGAAUGUGUUUGCUAGAACGGUCAAUUUUUGGCUCCCAAUACUUAGGAUAAGAGAAACCAUAAGGAAGAAAGACAAGGCUGCAUUAAAGGACAACAUGGUGUGAACAACACCAAGUGAAACUUUGGAUAAGACUGGAUAUAUGCUUUUGUUAUCUGAAUGAAUAAAUACUUAAAACUUUCCAGUAGCAAAUAUCAGAAGUUGUUUUCCAUCUG